AGUGGUUCCGGGUCUCGCGGCCCGACCGAGGUAGUUGCGGUGCCGCUGCCGUUGUAGGCGGUGGCCGUGAGAGGGGCGAGGCCCGAGGGGCCGGCGGCGGCGGUGGCGGCGGCGGCGGGGACUUCCCGGCCGGGUUAUGCUGUCUAGGAAGCUAAAGGGCAUAAAAGCUGCUUUCCAGAUUUAGACAGCAAUUUUAGAUGUGAUGCAGAAUGUCAACUAUUCUUGAAUGUGUGAAAACCCAAUUCUGCUGACCAAACAUCUGAGCAAGUGACUGGGCAGUCUCCACAGGGUCAUCUUUCUGAAGCUUCAAAUUCUUUUUUGGAAAGACGCGGUGUACUGAAUUAAUUGCCCUUCCUAUGUAUAAAAAGUGGAUAGUGGCUCACAUGUCAAAGGAUGGCACGGUCACGAUCUAGAUCCCCCAGGUGGAAACACAGGUCUUUAUCACCAGUACCUAGAAAUCCUGAAUACUACAAGCAAAAGCAUGCUCAUGGGCAUUAUGGCUGUGAAUAUAGGAAGGAUCCCAAAAGACCUGUCACUUGGAGAAUGGACAGUGAGAAACAUGGACAGAGUAAACCAAGGAUUCCCACUCAUGGAAAUAUGUAUUACCGAUCUUAUGAAAAUAGAUCACCUUCCCCAAACAUAAGAAGAAACUCAGUAGACAAUUUUUAUAUGUAUAAGCCUCACCGAGGAUAUUCGCCUGAAAGAGGGGAUGGUAACAGAAGAUCUCAGUAUAUGCCCAAAUACUCAGAAAGUGUACCAUACAAAGAGCAUGAGAGGAAUUGUUAUCCCCAGAAAGUGCAAGGAAGGUAUAUUCCUGAUGACCAUAGAGUUAGAGGAAGUGGAAAAGGAGGGAAACCACCUCAGAGGGCAAUAGCAGAUUCUUUUAGAUUUGAAGGAAAGUGGCAUGAAGAUGAGUUGAGGCACCAGAGGCUACAAGAAGAAAAAUAUUCCCAGUCACCUAGAAGAGGCUCUGAAGACUUUGAAACAAGGAGCUCUUUUCAGAAGAGGUAUCCUGAGGAUCGUGAUUUCGGAAAAUAUGGACACACAUCAAAAAGACCUAAAGACGUGGAGAGGUAUGAAAACAGAGAGCCUGCCAGGAACCCAAAGUGGAAGCCCGAGCAUUCCCUUCUACCUUACCAAGAGAAGAAAGACCAGCGGAACCUUGGACCUCAAACUCAUCGACAUGCUGAGAGGGAACACCCAGAGACCAGUUCAGCAACCAAAGUAUCCUAUGACUAUCGCCACAAACGUCAUAAGCCCUCAGAUGGGGACCAGGACUUUUCUGAUGGGAGAACUCAGAAGUACUCUAAGGAAGAAGACAGAAAAUACAGUUCUCAAAAAGGCCCUGUAAACAAGGAGUUAGAUUGUUUUAAUGUUGGAAGAGGGAGAGGGACUCAAGAUGGGCAAUCCAAAGAACCUUUGAAACCAUCUAAGAAAGACUGCAUUGCCUGUACUCGUUCAAAUAGAAAUGAUGUUGAUUUAAGGCCCUGUAAUGACAAAUGGAAGGAAAAAAUAAAGAAAGCAGGGGAUUGCAGAAAAGAGAGCAAUUCUUCUAGUAACCAACUGGAUAAAAGUCAAAAACUUUCUGAUGUGAAACCCUCGUCUGUCAAUCUUAGGAAGAAAUCACUUACGGUUAAAGUAGAUAUGAGGAAAGCAGUAAAUACAUUCAGGGUUGCUUCUAGCUAUUCCACAGAGAGACAGAUGUCACAUGAUUUGGUUGCUGUUGGCAGGAAAAGUGAGAACUUUCAUCCAGUGUUUGAACAUCUUGACUCAACUCAGAAUACUGAAAACAAACCUACAAGAGAAUUUGCUCAGGAAAUCAUAACAAUAAUCCAUCAAGUUAAAGCAAAUUAUUUUCCAUCACCUGGCAUUACUCUACAUGAGCGUUUCUCAAAAAUGCAAGAUAUACACAAUGCAAAUGUGAAUGAAAUUAAAUUGAAUUCAGAUCCAGAAAUUCACAGGAGAAUAGAUAUGUCUUUGGCUGAGCUUCACAGUAAACAAACUGUGUUACAUGAAUCAGAAAAGACUCUGGUCAAAAUAAUAGAUCCAAAUGACCUACGACAUGACAUUGAAAGAAGGAGAAAAGAACGGUUACAGAAUGAAGAUGAGCACAUUUUUCACAUAGCUAGUGCUGCAGAGAGGAAUGAUCAGCGUUCUAAUUUUUCAAAGGUGAACAUUCAUACUGAUGGAUUCCAAAAACCUACAUAUUUUAUAAAAUCAAAUUCCAGAAAAUUUAUUCAGAAACCUUACAUGAGCAACUUUAGAGGUGGGAGAUUCCAGCCCCAUUAUAAAUCAGGCCUAGUACAGAAGAGCUUGUACAUCCAGGCUAAAUAUCAGCGUUUACGGUUUGCUGGUCCAAGGGGAUUUAUCACUAAUAAAUUCAGAGAAAGAUUACUGAGGAAAAAAAAGUUUUAAUAAUGUAAGAUCCUAGUAAAAGGAAUAUAAAAAUGUUGCCACAGAAAUCUAAUCUGGAAAUGUUACAAAUGGAAACAACACUACAGAAGAAAAUUUGGGAUCAUCUCUUUUUGUCAGGAGUUAGAAGUGGCACUAAGGCACUAAUACUGUAACUUUCUUGAUAAAAUAACUUUAUUUUUUAGUAGUGGAAUGCUGCAAUUCUUUUAUACUUAACAAUUGUUUUUAAAUUACAGUAUUCAAUCUAAAAGUUGUAUUAAGUAUGGUUUCUUUUGCAAAAACUCUCACAAGAAUCACUUGAAGGGCAUUAUUUGUUGAUGCGUUUUUCUCUGAGCAUGGUUUCAUAAAGAGAACUUAACCAAGUUAUAUUCAGACAUUUAUAUGUUGAAAGUUUUGCUUAUGUAAUAAAAACAAAAACAAAAGUAUCCAAAUUGUAUAGUGUCUGUACAUGAAAGAACUUUAAACAGUGGCCUUACAGUAGCAAAUUUUAUACCAGAUUUUUCUUUUUCUGAUGACAUUUUGGCUUACAACUUGAAGUUUUCUUAAGUUUCUGAAGAUCAAGGCCUAUAUAAUUCAUACAUUUCAUAUUAUAAUAUAAGAAGGCAAGAGAAAAGGUGCUUCAAAUUUUCCAUCAGGUAGUUGUGAGUGCACUGAAUUUUUAGUAAUAUGUUCAUCCAGUUUUUUCCAUGCUAUUUGCUCUUUUCCAAUUUCAAAAUGCUAUUGUGGAAAAUAUGUAAAGAUUUUGUAAUCUAUAGUCCAUCUUAUUUUUCCCUCAGGGCAAGCUUGUGCAUAUCAUAUUUUUAAAGGCUUUUUAAAAAUCUGACAGACAAAAUCUCACAUUUUAAAAUUGUACUUUACUACUAUAGCAUUACACAUUUUGCAAGCAUAUCUUCUAGAAUGUUUAUUUUCAGUUCAGUUGAUACGUAUUGCAUACCUGCUAUGUGUAAGAUAAAACCGAUGGGAUUUUAAGUGAAAUUUUUAGGUCCCAAUACCUUUUUUCUUCAUGUUUUCUGUGUCAUGCUUAACAGUACAUAUACAUUCCCAAUUACAAUUUUGUGAAAUGUUUAUUUGUAAUACAAUAAAACAUUGUUGCUCUUUCUGCUUAAA
Microcebus murinus (gray mouse lemur) is the source of this 3519-nucleotide messenger RNA. The record is from RefSeq and is a predicted model, not a curated record. NCBI's taxonomy places the organism in Eukaryota, Metazoa, Chordata, Mammalia, Primates, Cheirogaleidae.